CGCGCUCCACCCCUCAUGUCCCACUCGCGGGUCGGCUCCGCGCUCGCCGGCUCGUCGCGCGGGCGCUCCGCGCAGUCGGCAACGCCCGCGUCGUCCGUGGCGCAGCGCUCGCGGCCGCGCUGCCCGCAGUGCGGCUCGCGCCGCUUCCGCCGCGAUGCCGGCACGUCGCUCGUCGUGUGCCAGGAGGGCCACGUGCUGCAGGGCUUCCGCGACGAGGAGGCGCAGGACGGCGACGAGUGGGCGGUGACGACGGGCAAGCGUGCGAUCCGCAAGCUGCGCGCGGGGCGCCGGCGCGGCACAGAGAGCACGGCGGUGCGCGGACUGUGGCACGGCGCUCGCGGCGACUUUCUCCUCUUCCAGUGUCUGCAGCUCGUGCUGCGCAUGCAGCUCGCGGCGCUGCGCCACGAGUGGCCGCACCUGCCCGACGAGAUCGAGCCCGUUGCGCGCGACCUGUGGGCGCUGUACGUCUCGCUGAACGCCAAGCUGCGCCCGGCGCCGUACACGGAGCAGCUCGCGCACGCACAGGAGGAGGCCGGCCUGGCCGCCUCGCUGCACGCAGACUCAGACGGCGGGCGCAGCCGGUCGCGCUCUCGCUCGCGUGCCGCAGAGGCCGCUCGGGCACGCGCUGAAGCCGAGGCCGCAGCGGAGCGCGAUGAACAGCGGCGUGCGGAGCGCGAGGAGCGCCGUGCGACGAAGCGCCGCCUGCGCGAGGCCGAGGGCCGCUCGCCGUCGCCCUCCGACUUUGACUCGGACGCCACGACCGAGUCGGGCUCGCAGCACUCCAGCCUCGGCACGCCGGCGCGCAGCAGCCGCUCGCGGGCCGGCUCGUCGGCGUCGGGCAUGUGGACAGACACAGACCCUGGCCUGGACAGCGAUGUCGAGGGCGACAACCUCGGCAGUGCACCCGACCGCGAGCACCUACGCAGCCGCGCGUAUCCCAGCCAGCAGCCGUCGCGCAAGGGCACCGAUGCAGACGGCACGCCGCUGGUCAGCGUGACGGCCGUGCUGUACUUGGCGCUCAUCAUGCUGCGCGUGCCCGUCGUGUGGGAGGAUCUGAGGGUCCUCAUCGCCUCGCAUCGGCUGCCGUUCCUCAACGCGGGCCAGCUGCUGCCCGCAGAGCUCGUCUACCAUCUGCCCGGCGCGCAUAUGCGCAAGCUGGAGCCCGGAACCACCCCGACCGUCGCCCAGCUACACGCACGCACCGUCAAGCUUGCGCAGCUCAUGUCGCGCGACUUUGGCGUACAGCUGCCCGAGUUCAAUGCCGCGCCCGUGCUCUACCGCUGCGUGGACGCGCUGCUCCUGCCGCCGACCUUCUAUGUCGCGGCCAAGGCGCUGGCGAGCUACGUGAAGCUCUCGCUGUACGCCGUCGAUGCAUACGCGACGGCAGAGCCCUGGAGCGCACCGGACGAGAGCGCGAGCGCGACGAAGCGCGAGACCGGCCUAGUCGCGACCGGCACGCUGGCCGCACCGCGCUGCAUGGCGCUGAUGGCGGCGGUGUGCGUCGUGGCGAAGCUGCGCUGGGGCUGCGACGGCUGGCACCGCGUCGAGCACGCCGACACGCCGCCGGCCGGCACGAAGCGCUUCGAGCCGUGGCUGGAUGCGCUGGAACAGGCACACCAGGCCUUUCUAGCCGACCCACGCAGCGCACACCUCAGCGAAGUCGACAUUCUCGACCUCGACGACGCGCAGCUCGAUGCGUUCCUCGACUUUGCCGAGCAGAACGCCGUCCUGCCAAACCACGCCAAGGCGCUGAGCUGGAGACGCGCAGAAGGCAACGACGAUCUGCUCGCCUUUGCGACGCCGGCUGGUCCAUUGGCGGAAGAGGGCGAUUCGCUCCACGACACCUCAUCGCCGCUCCACGCACUGAACGAGGCUCGUGCUGCGGCGCGCGAGGCCCUCUAUACAGCCGUGCACGCCCGCGUCGACGGCGACGAGCCGGGCACAACGUACAACCCCACAAAUCGCACGGCGCUCGAGGUGCAGCCGGACGGUGCGCAGCGCCUCGUCCGCGCCGCUGCGCGCGUCAUCGGCUGCACAGAGUUCGAGCUCGCACGCUCAGUCGGCGAAGUCGAGCGCAUGCUCGUGCGCGCUCUCCUCGACGACGCCAGGCUCAAACGCGACUCGACUGGAGCGCCGCCAGCCAAGCGCUCAGAUCGUGGCGCCGACGCGGAGCGAGCCACAAGCGCGUCUUCUGACGAGGCGGCGCCCGUCCGACGUGGGCCUGGCCGGCCACGCAAGAACGCGGCGGCAUCGUACGCCAAACAUGCCACGCUGAGUCGCAACACUGUGCUUCCCGAAACCGAGACAACUCCGCCGAAGCGCCCUCGCGGCCGGCCGCGUAAAGACUCACAGCACCCCGGCGCGUCGACGAGCGCGACCGAGCCGCGCAGCGCCGUUGAAGCUCUACCCAGGCGUCCGCGGGGCCGGCCGCGCAAGGACGACCUCGCUCGCCGCCGGUCCGGUGCACUGGAUGGCGAAGAGGCCGUGCACCCUCCGCCGCGACCGCGCCAGCCGGCCAGAGCAGCAGUUCGCCCGCCUGUGCGCGAGUUUGCCGUCUCCUCGUCCGACGACGAUUCCGACAGCUAGCAGCAUGAAUGCAUAGAUCACAACCUCGCACGCGUCUCCUUCUGCGCGUCCCGCUGGGCCUUUGCUUCGCGCGCAAGCAGCGCGCGGCCCGCACUGCUGCCGUUUGGCCGCCCGAUCUCCUCAGAGAUCCAGCCGCCGAUGCGUGCCAGCGCAGCCAGGUCGAAGCCGGUGCUGU
Tilletiopsis washingtonensis is the source of this 2761-nucleotide messenger RNA. RefSeq lists its product as hypothetical. The record is from RefSeq and is a predicted model, not a curated record. The transcript is spliced from 8 exons. Gene Ontology annotation, molecular function: RNA polymerase I core promoter sequence-specific DNA binding. Bases 16 to 2586 code for a protein of 856 amino acids. Gene Ontology annotation, biological process: nucleolar large rRNA transcription by RNA polymerase I; regulation of DNA-templated transcription; RNA polymerase I preinitiation complex assembly. Lineage: Eukaryota; Fungi; Basidiomycota; Exobasidiomycetes; Entylomatales. Gene Ontology annotation, cellular component: RNA polymerase I core factor complex; RNA polymerase transcription factor SL1 complex.